Hemiscyllium ocellatum (epaulette shark) is the source of this 3588-nucleotide messenger RNA. Gene Ontology annotation, biological process: adenylate cyclase-activating G protein-coupled receptor signaling pathway; cell surface receptor signaling pathway. The transcript is spliced from 14 exons. Gene Ontology annotation, molecular function: G protein-coupled receptor activity. Gene Ontology annotation, cellular component: plasma membrane. The coding region runs from base 149 to 1219 and encodes 356 amino acids. The record is from RefSeq and is a predicted model, not a curated record. NCBI's taxonomy places the organism in Eukaryota, Metazoa, Chordata, Chondrichthyes, Orectolobiformes, Hemiscylliidae.
UUUCCUUGCACAGUGUGCAGCAAACAUGUAAACCUUAUGUCGGAGAAAAUUACUGCAGGUGCUGGAAUCUGAAGUGAAAACAAAAAAUACUGGCGGUCACAGCAGUAAGGGAGCGGCGGUAAAAGCAGCUUUCAUAUGCUUGGUUACCAUGGGCAAUGGGCCUUUGCAGAUUACCAGUCCAGCCGCCAACAUCACUGGAGUGCUGAAUUCCCGCUGCACUCUGUUCAGUUCCGAUUCGGAGGAUUAUAAAUGUGUCACUAUCAUUGCUGUGAAGCGAGCCUCUGCUGCCUUCUCGCUACUUGGAUGCUCCUUUAUGCUUCUCGUGAUAUGGUUAUUUCGAAAGUACAACUCUUUAGCCCAGAAGAUGAUCUUGAGCCUUACUAUGGCUGCAUUGUUUGACAGUAUUGCCUAUCUCAUGGGAGAGGUUAUCCCAGAUGGUGUCCUUUGUAAUUUUCAGGCUUGGUGGCUUACGUACUUUGACUGGUGUUCCCUGGCAUGGGUUUGUUGCAUAACCGUCAACCUUUACUUCAACUUGGUGAAAGAAAUCAGAACAGAUCACUUUGCAGUUGCAUAUUAUGUUGCAGCGUGGGGUGUGCCUUUCAUUCUGUCCUGUCUUCCACUCUUUGGUGAUUAUUACGGCCCUGCUGGAGCAUGGUGCUGGAUCACAGAUGAUCAUGUUGCCUGGAGAUUUGGCAUAUGGUAUAUCCCAUUGUUUGUCCUCAUCUUUCUGAUGAUGUCCAGCUACAUUCACAUAUUUUAUGUGGCUAAACAGCGGGUUUUAACUUGGUCUGGCCCAUAUGAUCCUGAAAGAGAAAGAAGCAAGAUUUUAUUGACGCUGGAAAUCAAGCCACUUAAGUGGUACCCAUCCGUAUACCUGGCUGUGUCUCUUUUUCCUCUCAUUAACAGGCUGCACAAUGCAUUUGAUCCCAGUCAUCCUGUUUUUGUCCUGAUGCUCCUCCAUGUUAUUACUGCACCACUCCACGGACUGGCCAAUGCCAUUGUGUUUGGGUUGGACAGGGAAACAUGGGGCCAGCUGAACUUCACAUCUCUACAGCUUGCUUUCCAGUCCCGAUUUUCUGAUACAACAUUGAUCAAGGAGUACCAGCCGGGGCCUGUGCGCUACAUGGCCCAUUUGGAAAGCGAUUCCUCAGACUCAUGUGAUGACGGCACAGGAGCAAUUUAUUCAUCGACCGUGACAUCCAGGGACAGGAGGCCCUGACAACAGCAACACCCCGCAACUGAGCAUGUGCACUGUUGGACUCUGAGACAAAGGAAGAACCCCUCCGUGACACUAGAGCUGAGCUGUCAACCCUCAUUAUUAAUUCUAGGGUCUUAAUAUUUAAUGUCAUAAAACUGGAACAGAAGCUUCAGAUUUGUGGAGGAACCAUCAUGCUAAAGACAAACACAUAGUUAAAGAGGUUGUUCCUUUCAGCUGUCUCUGGUUUAUGUUACACACGAAGGAAAAGGAUAGUCUAAAGCAAUAGAAAAACUAAGAACAUAAUGUUGAGUAAAAGGAAAGCAUUUGAUGAAAUUGAUGUAAUGGUCAUAUAUGAAAAGUUAAGUGCAGUGUUUUAUUUCAAACAAAUAUCUUUACUUUAUUUCUUUAGUGAGGGCAUUGGAUUUUUAUGUUGAUUUUGCUUUAAUUGUAUUUGAAUAUUUUCAGAACAGUGCAUUCUCAAUUUGGCUGACCUGUCUAUUUGAUUCAGGUUGCGUAGUGAAUUAUAAUGAGUGAAACUAUGACUUUGAUCGCUGUACACUAUGCUGUGGGGAAAGCAGACAGUUCAGGAGGGUAGGACAGCUGAAAAGGAGAGGAAAUGCACAGUUGUAGAGCCCUAAGUAGACACAGACAAAAUGAUUGAGAGCCAUAACUACAGGACAACUUUUUGAAAAAUGUUUACAAUUUAAUUUAACGUCAGUUAUUUAAAGUGUCCAAAUUAUUGAAGAUAAUUGUUUUCAAAGAUCAAGCAAACAUUAAAGCCAUCUAACGAUGUCCAAAUCCAUAUGAUUCUUAUUAACUAUUUUUAAUUGUGUUUUGUUAUCAGGUCUUGGCUUAUGGACUGCCUUGUGUAAUUUAUAUUUGCUUAUAGGAUUAUUGUGCCUAUAUGUAGUAAACUAAAGCUUUCCUACAAAAUCUUCCAGAAAUGCUGUUAAUUGAAAUGGAUGAAUCUGCCUUAGAAACAUUUUUUGUUUGAGUUUGUUCAUUUUGUAGAAUGUUGCAGAAAAUAUAAAAUUAAGUGGCUUAACAAGAUGAUGCAUCUUUGUGGCAGUGGUAAGAAGCAUUUAGCUCUCACCAUAAACUACUGUCUUUAAUCCUGACAGUCUUGUUUGGAGCAACUGCAUGGGAGCCUGUGUGCAGAUAACCUUCUUGUUUUCAUGUUUGCAGCUGAUACUUGGUCACUGGCAAAUAUUAGAAAGAGUUUAGCAUCACGCUUUACAAAAUUGAAGCCUUUUCUAACAGAGACAUGAUUUACAUUGUUCUGUGAUCAAUUUUACUGCUACUAAAGUAGUAUUGUUUAGGCACUGCCCUCAAUUUACUCAACCCAUUUGUCCCAAAAUGUAAAAUCUCAUACACUAAACAACUGUUUAGUGAGAUCUGACUAAACCCAAGAAUGGGAAUGAGAAUAAGAAAAGUCCAUUGCAGUAACAAAACGCAACUAUUAAAGCAAAUUGGGAGUCUGAAUUUGUAUACUUGCAUAUUGGGCCAUCCUGUUCCCUAGAAUUUUAUUAUUGCAGCUUUAAACACGGAGUGGAAUUAAAAUUCACUUGGACUACAAAUCAGCAGUGUCAAAUCCGCUACCCAUGAUGAACAUUGACCCAGUUCCUUUUCAUAUUCUUUGGUCUAAAGCAAAAUCAGAAGAGUUAAUCAAGACCACACUGUGGUUCAUUUUAUGCUUCCACCAGAGUCAAAUUUCACCCUAUAGUCAAAUAGAGGAACGAACUGAAACCCACAUCUGAACUUUAAAAUGUGAAUUUGGCAUUCAAGCUGUAUGAGGCCUAAAGUAGAAUAACAGCCUGAUAACUACCAUUAUUACUGACUUGCAAGGCAGUUAAAACAAUUUUAAUUUAUACAGUGUCUUUCACAACCUCAGAAUUGCAAAAACGCUGCUUUUCUCCAAAUGAUUUAAUGUAUUUUUUUAAUGUCCAUGAGAGUGGUUUGACAUUUCUCUUAAAAGACAGUGUCUGAGAUAGCAUAGUCCUCCUCAGUAGUGCAGCAAAGUGUUCACCCAGAUUAUGUACUCAGAUCUUGGGGGUGGGAGUUGAAUUCUCAGCCUUCUAACUGGGAGCUGAGACUGUAACCCCUGGGCCACAGCUGAUAUUGAAAUGCUAUUUCUUAAUCCUCUGCCACAAUGCUGCAUAGAGAGAAUGCUGUCAGGACUAGCCUUCCCAUCAAAAACAGACAUCCUGUUUGGUAGUCAGAGUUGUAUGACAGGAACUCUGAAGAUGUGCUCAGCUCAUUGUAUUAUAACCUAAUGUUUAAAGGAAAAUUAUAUUGGUAAAUUAUGUCCUUUGGUGGUCUAAAAAAGAAUAAACUAGUGUGAAUUUCAUUUUUAAUCAAGAAAGCAUAAAGUAUAAUUCUUUUUUUUACUU